AAUAAAAUGACACGACACCGUUGUGCACUUGAAUUGGGAAUAUUUUCAUCCAUAAUGCAACUGCAAGCAUACAGAAGAGACGACGAUAACAGUUAGUAAAAUUGACAAUUUACAAAUUAUUAAUUAAAGAAAGGUUUCGAUUUGAAGGAAGCUGCAUCAUCAAUGGCAGACGCGUUCUUCUCUUUCUUUGUUCUCCUUCCUCUCAUUCUCCUCCCCUUCCUCUACUUCAUCGUCCGUCCCCGUCCAGUCAAGAUCCCAAUUACCAACCGUCACGUCUUCAUCACCGGCGGAUCCAGCGGCAUCGGCCUCGCCCUCGCCCACCGUGCUGCCGCCGAUGGAGCCCGUGUCUCCAUCAUGGCUCGAUCUAUGAAAAAGCUCGAGGAAGCUAGGGACGCCGUCAAGCAUGCUACGGGAAUCGAGGUGGCUAUUUACGCGGCGGAUGUGCGGGACUAUGAUGCGGUGAAGAAGGCGGUCGAUGAAGCGGGGCCUAUUGAUGUGUUGUUAUUGAACCAUGGAGUUUUCUAUGCGUUGGAGCUUGAGAAGAUGGAAUUGAGUGAGGUCAAGUUUACUCUGGACGUUAAUUUGAUGGGUUGUUUGAAUAUGAUUAAGGCUGUUUUGCCUGAUAUGAAGAAUAGGAAGGAUCCCCUCCCUGCUUCCAUUGCUCUUGUUUCUUCACAGGCUGGUCAGGUGGGAAUUUAUGGUUAUGUAGCUUAUUCAGCCAGUAAAUUUGGCCUCCGUGGUUUAGCAGAAGCAUUGCAACAAGAGGUUAUAGAAGAUAAUAUUCAUGUAUCUCUGAUAUUCCCUCCAGACACGGAUACUCCUGGACUUGUAGAAGAAAAUAAGAGAAAACCAGAGAUCACCAAAAUCAUUGCAGACUCUUCCGGUUUUAUGAAACCCGAUGAAGUUGCUCAGAAAGCUUUAGAUGGCAUAAGGCAUGGCAGAUUUAUCAUUUAUUGCAAUCUGGAGGGACUUGCAUUAGCCCUAGCAACUGCAGGUUUAUCCCCUCAGAGGUCAUUCUUAAUGGCAUUUGUUGAAGUUGUUACUGCUGGAAUAUUACGUAUUGCCGCACUAUGUUUCCAAUGGAACUGGUAUGGAAGUAUAGAGAAGUGGCACAAGGAAAGGAAAUAUUCACCUGAAAGCAGCUGAUGCACUCUGAGCUCUAUGCUCUGUUAUGUGGUCUUCGUUCACACUGCUCUACAAUGAAAUUCAUUUAGGUAAACUAAAAUGAUUGUUGACAAAUGAGGACUCCAUACACAUUUAGUUGUUCAACUUUGUGGUUUCUGAUUUUCAUCUCCUGAUACUUGAUAGAGAGUAUGUGGUCUACCUUGUUAACUCGUUUUCAUUUCUCACAAUUUUGUAAGUAAACAAAAUGAUUUUCAAUUUAGUAUCCUAAUUUUUUUUGAACCGUUCAUUUUGUACUGUCUACUUUUCACUGUCUCAAGUUGGCCUCAAGUGUUUUCUAUUAGUAAAAGGUGUAUGCUCUCUAGUUCUUUAAUGUGUAUGAUGUUUUGCUUUCGUUGGUGGAUA
Molecule: messenger RNA, 1527 nt
Organism: Cicer arietinum (chickpea)
Lineage: Eukaryota; Viridiplantae; Streptophyta; Magnoliopsida; Fabales; Fabaceae
Product: 3-dehydrosphinganine reductase TSC10A
Biological process (GO): sphingolipid biosynthetic process
Cellular component (GO): endoplasmic reticulum membrane
Molecular function (GO): 3-dehydrosphinganine reductase activity
Source: RefSeq, a predicted model, not a curated record